This is a messenger RNA of Lactuca saligna, 477 nucleotides long. The record is from the annotation of a GenBank genome assembly. NCBI's taxonomy places the organism in Eukaryota, Viridiplantae, Streptophyta, Magnoliopsida, Asterales, Asteraceae.
AUGAACAAAAGGGCAGCGGAUGGAAGUGUUGUGAAAAAAGAAAAUUUGACAUGGACAGAUAAUAUGGACAAUGCUCUAGUUGAAGCUCUUGUAAAGGAAGAUGAUAUAGGUAAUCGGGUGAAUGGUACAUUCACUUCGCAAGCAUAUGCGAACAUGAUUGCAGGGUUGAGUAAAGAGUUUAACAAGUCUAUUACAAAAGAUCAACUUAAAAACAGAAUGAAAACUUUAAAAGGUAAUUUUAGUAAAUGGUAUGAUAUGUAUCGGGGUACUUCGUUGAGUGGGUUCUCAUGGAAUUCUCAAACAAAACACAUUGAAGCAGAGGAUGAAGUAUGGGAGCAAUUAAUUAAAGCAAACCCUGAAGCAGCUGCAUUUAGGACCAAAAAAAUUUCAAACUACAAUCAGUUGAAGAUGUUAUUUUCAGAUGAUAGAGCAUCGGGAUCAAAAGCGGAAACAGCAAAAGAAAAAAAUGCCCGUUAA